AUGUCUCAAGAAGAAUUAGUACGUGAAAUAAAUAAUUUGAAAUUGUUAUUGAGAGAAAAAGAAGACCAAUUAAUAAAAUUAAGAUAUGAGAAAGAAAUAUUACAGGAUAAUGGUUUAAAUAAUAAGGAAAUAAUGAGAUAUAGUAGACAAAUUUUGAUCCCGAGUAUUGGAGUUCCAGGACAAUUAAAAAUCAAAGAGUCAUCGGUAUUGAUAAUUGGUGCUGGUGGAUUAGGAUGUCCUUGUGCACUGUAUUUAACUGGAGCUGGAGUAGGCCGAAUUGGUAUAAUUGACUAUGAUGACAUAGAAUUAACUAAUCUUCAUCGACAAUUAUUAUUUACUAUUAAUGAUAUUGGACGAGCUAAAGUCAAUGCUGCUGCUGAACAUUUAUCUAAGCUGAACAAUAAUGUAAAAAUAAUUCCAUACAAAAUUCAAGUCAGCAGUAAAAAUAUUAUGGAAAUAAUAAAAGAGUACGAUGUUAUAAUAGAUGCAACUGAUAAUGUACCAACAAGAUAUUUAAUUAAUGACGCAUGUGUUCUGAUCAAUAAACCAUUAAUAUCUGGAUCAGCACUAAAAUUAGAGGGACAAUUGACUGUUUACAAUUAUAAUGGACCUUGUUAUCGUUGUGUAUUUCCUAAGCCUCCACCACCGGAAACCGUAACUAACUGUGGUGAUGGUGGAGUUCUUGGUGCAGCUGUAGGAACUAUUGGAGUGUUGCAAGCAUUAGAAGCACUCAAAAUAAUAUUAAAAAUUCCUGGGGUACUUUCUGGGAGAUUGAUGCUUUUCGAUGGACUUGAAAUGAUAUUCCGCACAGUUAAAUUACGUGGAAAAUCAUCCAGUUGUGCUAUUUGUGGCGAUAACCCGUCAAUAGACAAACUUAUUGACUAUGAGCAGUUUUGUAAUAGCCGAGCUAAUGAUAAGAAUCCAAAUUUAUCAUUGUUGAAUAACUAUGAGAGGAUUACUGUUGAAGAAUAUCGUGAUAUUAAAAAUCUUUCGAAGCCACAUUUAUUGAUCGACGUGCGAUCGUAUGAGGAGUUCCAAAUUUGUCACCUAGACAAUGCUACUAACAUUCCUUUCACUGAUAUUAAAAGUAAAGGAGGCUUACAAGUCGUAAAAAACAUUGUUGAUAAAAAAUUAAAAGAAGAUAAUAAUGCACAAGUUUAUAUUUUAUGCCGUCGUGGUAAUGAUUCACAGCGAGCUGUGAAAUUAUUAAAAGAAUCAUUGGAUGAUCAAACAGAUAGAAUAAAAGAUAUUAUUGGUGGUAUACAUGCAUGGGCGCAUAAAAUAGACUCAAAGUUUCCAAUUUAUUAA
This is a messenger RNA of Cotesia congregata, 1308 nucleotides long. NCBI's taxonomy places the organism in Eukaryota, Metazoa, Arthropoda, Insecta, Hymenoptera, Braconidae. The record is from the annotation of a GenBank genome assembly.